This is a messenger RNA of Ctenopharyngodon idella (grass carp), 1894 nucleotides long. It is a transcript of the gene kcnip4b, whose product is annotated as potassium voltage-gated channel interacting protein 4b. Lineage: Eukaryota; Metazoa; Chordata; Actinopteri; Cypriniformes; Xenocyprididae. The record is from RefSeq and is a predicted model, not a curated record. Gene Ontology annotation, biological process: regulation of potassium ion transmembrane transport. Gene Ontology annotation, cellular component: voltage-gated potassium channel complex. Gene Ontology annotation, molecular function: calcium ion binding; potassium channel regulator activity. Bases 145 to 822 code for a protein of 225 amino acids. The transcript is spliced from 8 exons.
ACGCUGACGCGCAUUUACACCUUUCAGCGUCACUGUCCAUCCAUGUAGCCUACCUGAUAGGAAACUGAAACCAGCGAAAUUCAACUUGAUAGCACAUUGGAAUAAAUCGGAAAACUUGCUUUUUCUUCCAUUCCUUCUCUGAAAAUGAGCAGCCGACGGCGACGAUGCAAGCGUCAGUUGAUCAAGUUUACCCAGCAUAUUGCUCGAUUAAUCACAGGAACUCUGAACUCAGAUAAUGAGGACGAAGAGCAAGAGAGCACAACGGUGCGGUAUCACCCUGAAAAUCUGGAGCAACUGCAGUCGCAGACCCAUUUCUCAAGACAAGAGCUGCAGUUACUCUAUAGAGGAUUCAAGAAUGAUUGUCCAAGUGGAGUUGUGAAUGAGGACACAUUUAAAAACAUCUAUGCUCUGUUCUUCCCACUGGGAGAUUCAUCAAAGUACGCUCAGUUUCUCUUCAAUGCAUUUGAUAAAGAUAAGAAUGGCUCUCUUAGUUUUGAGGAGUUAGUCUGUGAUCUCUCUGUUUUGUUGAGAGGCACUACUGAAGAGAAGCUGAAUUGGGCUUUCAAUCUGUAUGACAUCAACAAAGAUGGACAGAUUACUAAAGAGGAAAUGUUGGAUAUUUUGAAGUCUAUUUAUGAUUUGAUGGGGAAAUCUAUCCAUCCACGGCUUAAAGAGGAGGCAGUGAGGCAACACGUCAGAAUGUUUUUCCAAAAAAUGGACAUAAACCAGGAUGGUGUUGUAACUAUUGAUGAAUUCAUUGACUGCUGCCAAAAAGAUGAAAAUAUCAUGCAGUCUCUUAAGAUUUUUGACAAUGCAGUUUAGAUGUUAAUCAGGAAUUCCAACAGUACUUUGACAAUUCUGAGCAACACUCAUUGGAUAAUUUCAUCUUUUCUGUGCUGCUGUUCUGUUCAGGACAGAGCUGGACAACUCUGGACUGCUCCAGAUGCCUGUGAAGUGACUGCUAAAUGUAUACAUACCUAGGGACAAGUUUGGGGGCUGUAGUGUGAUACAAAUGUAAGGUCAAUGUUAGUGGUAGAACAGCAACUGCUUUUACUAAACAACAUCAGUGUUCUAGUAUUAUGUGCUUCUGUGGUUACUGACAUGGCUCAUUUUUGGGUGCACUAACUAGCUAUUUAAUAUUAAUUGUAUCACACAUUUUCUUUUUCCACAGCUGAACUCUAAGUACUCUUGGUAUACUUAGGUAGAGAUUAAAACCAUGUUUAACCCUAAACUUUUUAAUAUUUAUUCCAAUAGAUGAAUAAUUUACUGUUUUUACUUGAAAUUCUCAAGGUCAAGCUAGAACCAUGUAUCUAAAGUGAACACUCACUUUUCUUGACGUCAAAUACGCACAUCGUUUUUAAAGUAACACUAGAUUUUUCAGCCAAAAACUAGUUCUGAGGUUGUAGUGUUUUAUUUUUAUUUUAAUUAUCUCUAUAUAUUGUACUUGCAUAUGAUGCAAAAAAUUUAAUUCUAAUUAACAAUGUUUUCAUAACACAAGGCCUAUAAUACUCGAAAGUGGUAGGGACACAUUUUUUUUGGUAACCAAAACACAGUGAAGACUUAUUUUUGAAAAUAAAUAUUCCAUAUGCAUAAAAAAGAGGAAGGCAUCUGUCAAUACUUCAAAAGCAGUUAGAAGGUAGAAAUUGAUUUGUAUUAUUUGUGGUCAUUUUGCUUGACCUGAGAAUUUUGCUUAUCAGAACAAUGAUUUGUUUUUCUUCUAAAGCUGUUAGCAUGCACAGUGUACAGUGAUGAUGAAAUUUGGCUUCUUUUCUCCUUAAUUUUCUCCUUAAUUUUAUUUUGGUGCUAUUUUCUGUUCUCUAAGUGCAGAAAUGCUUUGAUUCAUUAAAUUCUUUCCUUAUUGUCCAUAUCAUUAAACUAGCAAUUAUUCGAAGAA